Messenger RNA from Cetraspora pellucida, 3870 nucleotides. The record is from the annotation of a GenBank genome assembly. Lineage: Eukaryota; Fungi; Glomeromycota; Glomeromycetes; Diversisporales; Gigasporaceae.
AUGUCGAUAUUCAUUUCUUAUUCAAUAAACACACUCCUACCGAAUCAUUCCACACCACUCUUUUCGCUUAUGAGGUCAGAAACUACAUCAGGGAUGUCAGUUUCUAGUGCCGCCGCUGCUGCGAUGGCCAAUUUGGCUUCUCGUAUCGCUGCUUUAGAAAAUGAAUUAGAAACGGGAGACAAAGACACGACUGAUAAUAUCGACCUUGAUGAUUAUAUGGAUUCUAAUUCCCAAAAGGAAAAAACGCAUCUUGAUGAAAAUAUUGAUUACUAUUCAGACCUUAGUUCUCCAUCAAAUGGUUCUUUAGAUAAUUUUUCUACUUCUACUUCGAUUACUUCGAUUUCUCGUCAUUCAGAUCUUACAAAAUCUGAUCAAAAUUAUUCUCAACCCUCGGGUGCACUUGGUCAUCUUAGUAGUAGUGGUUCAUCAAAUUAUACUUCUCGUACACCUUCUUAUGAUGUUAGUCAAAGUAAACAUAAUACUGUAUUGGAUGAAUCUUUGAAAGUUCAACUUGAGAAAAAACAUGCUGAAGAACUUGAAAAGGUUAGACAAGAAUUAGAAGAUACAAGAAAUAAACAUUGGAGUGAAUUACAAAAAUCUAAAAAUGAUCUUGCUGAACAAUAUAAAGAAAACGAACGUAUAAGACAAGAAUUAUUAUUAAAACAUGAAAAUGAAAAAGAUUUAUUAAAAAAAUCUCAUCAAGUUGAAAAAGAAAAAAUAAUAACUGAAUUAGCAACUAUUUCACAGCUGAAAAAACAGACGGAAAGUGAUAUUAAUAAGAUAAAAGAAUCUUUUGAAAAUGAAAAACAAUUAAUUCUUCAACAACAUAAGAAGGAAAAAGAAUCUUUAAUGUCUGAACAUUCUACAAGGUAUAGUAAUCUAUCAAAAUCACAUGAAGAUGUCGAAUCCAAAAUAAAUCAAUUAAUUAGUCAACAUGAAGCAGAAAAAAAAGAUUUAGAAAAUAAAUUAUUACUUGUACAUCGGUCUGAAAAAGAUAACCUUUUAGCUGAAAUAAAACAAAAUGAAGAAACUCAAUCUAAAUUAAAUGCUCUUCAAAUUGAACAUGAUCGUACUCUCAAAGAAUUGAAAGAACUUACAAUAAAUAAAGAUGAUGCUAAAAAAACCAUCUCUGAUCUUGAACGUAAAUUGAGUGAUAUGUCAAAUAUGGAGGUAACAUCUCAAGAGCUUCGUCAACAACUUGAUGAAGCAAAUAAUGAAUUAUCUAAUAUACGUCUCAAACUUUCAAGUCAAUUAAAUGAAAAGAAAAACUUAGAAUCUGAAUUAGAAAAUAUUCAAACUAAGUUGAAUGAUUCAAAUGAUAAAAUUAAAAAUUUGGAACUUCAAAUUGAAAUCAUUACGAAAGAAAAAGAAAAUAAUUCUUCAAAACAUGCCAAUGAAAUAUCAACGUUACGUAUUGAAUUUGACAAUUCUCUUAAAAGUGCAACUGAAAAACUUCAAAAAAAUCAUGAUGAAGAGAUGUCUGAAUUGCAUAAUAGCUUGGAAUCUGCUCACAAGACCGCUCUUGAAAGCCUUCGAGAACAAAUGUCUAUACAACGUGAAGAACAAAUUACUGCGCUUCAAGCAGAUCAUGAUCAAAGAAUUAAAUCUUUGAAAAAGGAACAUGAAGAAAAAACUAUGAAACUUGAAUCUUUGAAAAAAGGUCAUGAAGAAAAAACUACGGAACUUGAAUCUUUGAAAAAAGGUCAUGAAGAAAAAAUUACGGAACUUGAAUCUUUGAAAAAAGAACAUGAAGAAAAGAUUACAGAAUUUGAAUCUUUGAAAAAAGAGCAUGAAGAAAAGAUUACAGAAUUUGAAUCUUUGAAAAAAGAGCAUGAAGAAAAGAUUACAGAAUUUGAAUCUUUGAAAAAAGAACAUGAAAAAAAGAUUACAGAAUUUGAAUCUUUGAAAAAUGAAUAUGAAGAAAAGAUUGCAGAGUUGAUUAAUAAAAAUGAAUCUCUUCUCUCAGAAAAUGCACUUUGUAUUCGAGCGAUAGAAGAUGCUACCCGUCGUUAUGAUGAAUUGAACAAUAAACAUAUACAAUAUACUCAGGAAAACCUUGAAAUGUCAAGUGAUCUUAUCGAUCUUCGCAAAAAGAUAGAAGAACUGGAAAACAAGAACCUUUAUUUAGAGAAUGAUAAAAGUACAUUUUCUAAUGAAGUAGGCAAUAUAUCUCAGGAAAAAGAACAAAUAAUAGCAGACCUAAAUGCUGCAAAGGAUGAGAAACAACAAUUACACGAAGAAGGAUUAUCAUUAAAGAGUGAAUUAGAAGAAUUAAAGGGUGAGCGGGAUAAAUUGGCUGGUGUUAUUAAUAUUAUGAAGGAAGAAUGGGAAAAGGAAUAUCAAAAACUUAAAUCGGAAAAAGAACAAGCCGAGACUGAAUGGGAAAAACAAUAUCAAAAACUUAAGUCUGAGAAGGAACAAAUUGAAAUUGAACUUAAUCGAUUAAAAGAAAGUUCAAAUCAAGAGAAAGAAAUAAUUAAAAAUCGAGAAUCUGAAACACAAAGUGAACUUAAUCGACUGAAACGUGAGACGAAGGAGAUUAGCGAAAAACUCAAAGUUGUAGAGAACGAGAAGAAUACUUUAUCAAAAAUUUGCGAAGAACAUCAAGGCAAUAUGCAGACGCUCGAGAAGAACACUGCCAGUGAACGUCAAACUUGGAAGCAGAAAGAGAUGGUACUAUUUCAAAAAGAAACUGAAAUAAAGGAUUUACGUCAAGAAUUAGAAACUUUUAAUCAAAAGUUAUUGGAACUUAGUAAAGAAAAGGCUUUAACGGACAAUAAGGUUAUUACAUUAGAAGACGAAAAGAAGCGUAUUGAAGUUGAAUUGAACAAAAAAUUAGAUGAAAAUUCAAGGUUAUUAGAUCAAUUAUUUAAUAUGGGAAGCUCUUCACGUUCCGAUGGGGAAGAUGGCACAAGCUAUGAAGCUCUCAAAAUGAGAUUAGAUGAUGUCGAAAUUGAAUCAAGUAUGAAAGACUCUCAAAUAUGCGAACUAGAAAUCAUCAAACAGAAGUUGCAAACACGCAUUGAAGGUCUUGAAGCAUCAACUGCUCGUUUAACUGCCAAGUUACAAGAAGCUGGUGCUGAUUCCAAUCGAAUAAGAAAUCAAUUAACUAAUUCACACAUUGAAAUUGAAGAACUUCAUGCACACAUUACUAAACUCAAAGAGCAACUCAUUGGGACAAACCGUUCGGCUGGUACGCACAUAAAUAAUAAUGAUGCAAGUAAGUUGGCCGACGCUGAACAAACAAUCAAGUCAUUAGAAGAAGAAAUUGAACUAUACAAAAUUUCACAAAGUGAACUAGAACAGAAACUUUUAACACUCAACAAAAAAUUACAAGCAGCGGAUGAUGAACUACAUGCAAAUGUACGAACAUUUGAGCAAUUAGUUGAACAAGCAGAAAAAACCUUUCGAAAUAAAAUUGAAAAAAUGCAGAGAGAACACGCUCAAGAUAAAGAUCAACUUGUUCGGAAUCACCAGAACACUAUUGGUAUGUUUAAUAAACAAAAAGACGAAGAAAUUGCCCAAAUUAGCAAAACAAUGCAGAUGCGUGUGGAAGCUCUUGAAAAACGUUACAAGGAUAUGGCAGCCGCUGAAUUUAGUGACAAAUCCCAAUUGGAGAAUUCAUUCAAAUUAUCACAAUCAGAGUGUGCACGGUUAAAUGAGAAGCUUAUACAAUUACAAAUGGGAUAUAUAAAUGCGGUUAAUGAUAAAGAACAGUUGACAAAUGCAAAGCGUGAAGCUGAAAAGAAGAUCAAGGCCAUGGAGCUUGAGCUACAAGUGGUCAAAAAUGAAUCAAGUAAGAAAGACACUCAGUUACGAGACCUUUCCGCAAAAAAUAUGGAAUUAGUUGUUCAAAUGACUUCGAAAUGA